This is a messenger RNA of Carcharodon carcharias (great white shark), 1776 nucleotides long. RefSeq names its product complement component C8 alpha chain-like. The record is from RefSeq and is a predicted model, not a curated record. Gene Ontology annotation, cellular component: membrane attack complex. Gene Ontology annotation, biological process: immune response. Gene Ontology annotation, molecular function: protein binding. The transcript is spliced from 11 exons. Bases 1 to 1776 code for a protein of 591 amino acids. Lineage: Eukaryota; Metazoa; Chordata; Chondrichthyes; Lamniformes; Lamnidae.
AUGAAUUUGCUUAUAAGUUGCUUCUCAUCUUUUGCAUGUUUGUUGCUUUUUACUUAUUUUACCAUUUCGAACCAGAUCAGCAACAGUCCAGAAUAUUGUUGCACGCAUCACCCUGGCCGAAAAAUCCGAAGCGUGGUCCCACUUGACUGCCAACUUGGCCAGUGGGCACCAUGGACAAUGUGUUCGCCUUGUGAAACGAAAAAGUCCAGAUAUAGAAAUCUGAAGAGACCAGCCAUACUUGGUGGUAGCAGGUGUAUUGGAUCUCUCUGGGAAGAAGUUACUUGUCAAACAUCUGAACAAUGCGUUCCGAAGAAUAACUGUGGUGAUCAGUUUCAAUGCAGUUUAGGUCGAUGUAUUAAAAGACGUUUACUGUGCAAUGGUGAGAAUGACUGUGCUGAUGCUUCAGAUGAGGAAAGCUGUGAUUCUAAUGAUCCAGAUGAGAGUAGAACCUUCUGCAGUGACUUGUUUUCAAUCCCAGGUUUACAAGUAAUUAUGAUUGGCUAUAACAUCUUAACAAAUGAAGUUGGAAGACCUGUUUUAGAUUCUGGAUUUGGUGGAUAUUGUGAGUAUGUGUACAAUGGGGACUGGAGGGACCUGCGAUAUGACAGUGAGUGUGAACGCCUCUACUAUAACGAUGAUGAGAAAUAUUUCAGAAAACCAUACAAUUUAUUUAAAUACCGCUUUGAGGCAAUUGCUGAUUCUGGAUUCACCGUGGAGGUUCACAAUGACGUUCAUAGUUUAAUGACAGCAGUGAAGACUGCGGACUCUUUUGAAUUUGGACUCGGUUUGAAAAUUUCUAUUUUCAGAGCUACAGUUGGGUUUGCAGAUUACUCCACAUUUAUUAAAAAUGUAACACAAUUUGUGGGAAAGGACGUUAAUUUUGUUCGUGUUCGUACUAAAAUUCAAACUGCUCACUUCAAAAUGAGGAGAUACAAUUUACUUUUGGAUGAAGAUAUGGCUCAAUCCCUUAUCAAGCUUCCAGAUGAAUACAAUUAUGGAAUGUAUGCUAAAUUCAUUGCAGAUUAUGGUACACAUUACUAUGCUUCAGGAACGAUGGGAGGUGUUUAUGAAUUCAUAAUUGUCUUUAAUAAGAACGCAUUGGCAGAGUCAGGUGUGACUGCAUCCGAAGCUGGAUAUUGUGUUGCAGGAUCACUAGGAGUAGUGAUGUCAAAAGGAAUGUUUGAAGUAGGUUCAGCCAUAGAGGCCAAAGUUUGUGGAAAUGUAACUGAUUAUAAAAAAACUUCAAAAGGUUCAAGUAGCCUUGUAGAAGAUGUUCUUCCAUGUGUAGUAGGGGGAGACCUUAAAUCAAGUGCUGGACUGUUAGGUCGAGGAAUACCAGAUGUCAAAAUGUAUCGACGUUGGGGUAAAUCUUUGAAAUACAUGCCAGCUAUCAUUGAUUUUGAGGUCAUGCCAGUUUAUGAUUUGGUGGCCAGAAGUAAUCUUCACUCUAUUGAAAUCAAGCGACAAAAUUUAAAAAGAGCAAUGGAAGAGUACUUGGCAGAGUUUCAUCCCUGCAGGUGCUCUGUGUGCUAUAAUAAUGGAAAAGCAGUUCUUAUAAACAAUGUCUGUACCUGUGAAUGUCUGCCUGGUUAUGAAGGGAAAGCAUGCCAGGAAACUAAACGAAAGGGGCCCACUAAUGGAGAUUGGGGCUGUUGGUCGGGAUGGACACCAUGCCAAAAUGGUUUGAAACAGCGGACACGAAACUGUAAUCAUCCACCUCCUAAAGACGGUGGUGCCACAUGCCUUGGAAAGAACACACAAACCCAGUAUUGUUAA